Molecule: messenger RNA, 1251 nt
Organism: Vigna unguiculata (cowpea)
Lineage: Eukaryota; Viridiplantae; Streptophyta; Magnoliopsida; Fabales; Fabaceae
Product: GATA transcription factor 21-like
Biological process (GO): regulation of DNA-templated transcription
Molecular function (GO): sequence-specific DNA binding; zinc ion binding
Source: RefSeq, a predicted model, not a curated record
UUAUAACUAGACAAAAGUUCGGCUUUGCAGUGCCUCUGAUUUUUUCACGCUCUUCUUCUUUUCUUUUCUCUCUCUUUACUUGGUUUGUGUGCAAUGCAUGAACCAAUGAUACCAACUUAUCGUUAUUCAGUGGUGUCUUCUCCUAUGUCUAUAGAUCUCAAUGAAGAUCAAGAUCAUACACACACUCUCUUCAGCACAAUCCAUCAAGCCUCUUCUUCAUCUUCUUCUUUAUCUACUUCUGUUCUCUUCAACCCAGAUCAGGAUCAAGGACGAUUUUGCUACUGUGAAUCAAAACACCUUCAAGAGGCCCAGAAGAUUGUCUGUUUCAGUGGAUCAUGGGAUAAUCCAGCAGAAAAGAUUGAAAACGGAAGUGAUCUCAAGCUUAGACUUUGGAAGAAAGAAGAGUGUGACGGUCUUCUAGGCGAAGACAGUUCAACUAACUGGAUGCCUCCAAAGAUGAGAAUGGUGCGGAAAAUUAUGGUUUCAGAUCAAACAGUUUCUCAUAUAGCAGACAUCUCUAACUCUAAGCAGAUCAAGGCUAAAGAGAAAAACCCAACACUGUCACAGCUGGUAACUGAUGAUAGUAACUAUAACUCUUCUUCAAACAAGAACAGUGCCACUGCUAGGGUUUGUGUCGAUUGCCACACCAGUAAGACCCCUCUCUGGAGGACUGGACCAACAGGCCCAAAGUCACUUUGCAAUGCUUGUGGAAUUCGACAAAGGAAGGCAAGACGCGCCAUUGCUGCUGCAGCUGCAACAACAACAGGAAAUGGAACAAAUAGGUCGGAGGCUAAGAAAUCUGAAGCGAGGAAGGGGAAAAAAUUGCGUAGCAAAGGGAAAAAGUCCAAAACUGGGGGUGCACCAGUACCAUUGAAAAAGAAGCAUAAACCUGCGAAGCAUAGAAAGAAGUUCGGUGCUUUUGAGGAUUUGUCAGUAAGAUUCCAACAAGUUUUUCCUCAGGAUGAGAAAGAAGCUGCAAUCUUGCUCAUGGCUUUAUCUCAUGGAUUACUUCAUGGCUUCCCCUCAGAUCGCUACCUCUCUUAGAGUUACAAGACUGGUUUUUCGAAAUCAUAAGACCAUAAUUCUCAGUGUUGUGGUAAAUUUAGUGAAGUUAGUACGGGAACUGAUAAUAGGGACAAUAAAAUAAAAUCAUGAGGUGUGGUUUUCUCAAGUUGGUUUUGAACAUGAAGACAAAAUACAAAAUAAUAAUAGUGUAAUAUGCGUUUCAAUAAUUUGAUGAUUCCUUAUGAA